AUGGAGCAAGCCUUUGUUACUCUUACACAAGGAACCAAAAGUGUACGAGAAUAUGAAGCAGAGUUUAUACGCCUCCAGAAGUAUGUCAACUAUGGAUAUGGUGACGAUGGAGUUAUGGUCAGAAAAUUCUUACAAGGACUUACACCAGAGAUUGGCGGAAGACUACAAGCAGUAACCUACACGCACCUCUAUGACUUGAUUGAAAAGGCGGUCAAUGUGGAGAGCUUCAUAAAGAGAGAGAAAGCAAUGGCGAAUCGAGGCAAGGACAACCGGAGCCAAGGAUCAGGCUCAAACCCAAGAAACGUCUCAACUACAAAGAAGACCUACCCAACCACCCAAGGAGAAAGACCAAGAACGGAGAACAUGAGCAGAGGAGAUGGAGCUUGUUUCGUUUGUGGAAGCAAGGGUCAUUUUGCAAGAACUUUCCCGGAGAAAAGAGAGAAUGGAAUGGCAGUAACUACUCAAUACCAGCCAACAUGCUACUAUUGUGGAGUCAAGGGACAUUUCUCCAACAACUGUCCCACCAAGACCAAUAUAGCGCCAAGACCAGCGGAUAGACCACCGGCAGCGACCCGAUCAGCGAACGAAGCCCCAAACAAGCGCCGAACCCCUGCAAAGCGUGUUUACGCUAUGGGCGCUGAGAUUGGUGAACACCGAGACCAAUCUGGCGGUCCCAUUACAGGGAUGGUGUUUGGAUACCUCAGUGUCCCCCAAAGAACUGGGAGACUAGGUCGUGGUCUGGAGAUGGGAGACGGCCAUCAGGAGCACUCCAUGCAACUGGGGUUGCCUCUUGUGGCUCACUCGAUCGAGCUUGCGGCUCCUCUUCCUCCUCUUCUUCAUCUCAAAGUGGGUGUGGCUUCCUUGGCCUUGGUGGAGCAUGGCUAG
This is a messenger RNA of Microthlaspi erraticum, 885 nucleotides long. The record is from the annotation of a GenBank genome assembly. Lineage: Eukaryota; Viridiplantae; Streptophyta; Magnoliopsida; Brassicales; Brassicaceae.